GGGCUCAUGUUCUUGAUACUCUCUCUCUGCACACCCUAGUCCGUUCUCUCAUGCUGUCCUACUUCUGGGACCAAACCGGAGAUGAAUCCAGUCCAGCUCAGCCCAGCCCAGUUUCCCAUGGCCAUUGUCUCUUCAACGCAGGCAUUCCUCGGCACAUCCUGGUCUUCUACUGUGCCCUGUUCUCUCACUGUAUUUCCAGACACGCCUCAACCUUAUCUUUGCUCGCUAUCAGCGCUGGAUGAGAACGUCCAAGUCACAUUCGGCAUGUCGGCGGAACUCGGAUUCCACUACGAAUCCAAACUUAUCCAUGACACCCCCUCUUUUCAACUCAGAAUUGCACCACACCGUUUCUUCCAUUGCAUUCUACCAGUACCAAGUCUCCAGGCUUGUCUCUCUACCACACACACUCACACACACACACGCGCAUAUACACCUAGGCUCAGCUCUGCAUGCGUUUACAGAACAGAUCGAGUCUCUUACCGAGGCCGGGGAUGCAGGCGGCAACGGCGCGAGGUCCAGCCAAGCCAUUCAGUGCCAAACCAGAUGUCACCGGCUACCAACACCGGGCUUUCCCCCCACUCCAAUCUUAUCAAUUUCCGUCAGAUCCAAAAGCCAACCCCUCCCCCCUGUAGCCGGGACCAGCUGCUGACGCCUGUGGUAUGCGUGUCUUGCGUGUGCCUGCGCCCGCGAGCAUGAGAACAGCGGACGGCGCACAGAAAUGAUGAUCCGGGGGUGACCGAUGUCAUCAUCCCGCUUUGGCCUGAUGACUGGCGGGCGCGGACCC
Molecule: messenger RNA, 784 nt
Organism: Colletotrichum navitas
Lineage: Eukaryota; Fungi; Ascomycota; Sordariomycetes; Glomerellales; Glomerellaceae
Exons: 1
Coding region: 82-696 (204 amino acids)
Source: RefSeq, a predicted model, not a curated record